This is a messenger RNA of Chlamydomonas reinhardtii, 5366 nucleotides long. RefSeq lists its product as uncharacterized. Gene Ontology annotation, cellular component: exocyst. The record is from RefSeq and is a predicted model, not a curated record. Gene Ontology annotation, biological process: Golgi to plasma membrane transport; exocytosis. The transcript is spliced from 20 exons. The coding region runs from base 314 to 4951 and encodes 1545 amino acids. Lineage: Eukaryota; Viridiplantae; Chlorophyta; Chlorophyceae; Chlamydomonadales; Chlamydomonadaceae.
AAAUAAUUUGAUACGCGCUGAUCACUGCACAUCAACUCGACCAGUCUUACUGCCUGAAGCCUGCAGCUGUCAACAACGUUCCACGAGCUUCUUUCUCUGAUGCGCCUUGACAACGCAAAAGCUUGAAGUAAACCUGUAUAUAGGUAUUUAUUUGUUCUCCUGUACAAAUACGCUUCCAAUCGCUAGCGCCCUAAACUUUGGGAAGGCCUGCUCUCGCAUGAUGCGAGUUGAGCCAUUUAGUUGCUCAUGCUGGGCAUGACAAAUCGGCUGAGCCUGGAGCUGGUGGGGUUGCACGAGGCCGGAGGUCAACACCAUGGCCGUCCAGCCUCCGCCAGACUCGGUGGUGGACUGGGAGGCCGUGGACGAGGAAAUCAAAUCCGUGCCGUCUGAAUACCGGGAACCACGCUUCUACCCGCUAAAACAUGUCGUGGAAGUGUUCAGCUCGGCGGACCCGCAGGGGCUCACGCAGGAGCUGCGCGACACCUCGGAGCGCCUGGGCGCGCAGCUGGACGCGGUGGUGGAGGGCUACCACACCGGCUUCGCGCGCUCCAUCCAGAACUACUCACAGAUUCUGGCGCUGUUCGCCGAGUCCAAGGAGCAGGUGGACGCGAUGAAGCACUCGCUGGCGGACGCCGCCAAGCAGCUGGGCGCGCACUCGCGCUUCAUGAGCACGCAGUGGCGCAAGACGGUGUCUCUGGAGUCGUCGCUGCGGCUGCUGGCGGACAUUCGCACCGUGGUGGAGGUGCCGGGCCGCGUGGACACAGCGCUGGCGGAGAAGGACUGGCCUCGCGCGGUCAGCUGCCUGCUGGAGGGCGCCACGCUGAUGGCGCAUGCGGAGCUGCGGCGGGUGGGCGCGCUGCGCAAGCUGAGGAGCGACAUGGUCACGCUGGCAGGGUGGAUCCAGGACCAAAUGGUGGAUGAGCUGUCUCAGCGCAUCUACAGCGGCGCCCGGGCCUCCACCUCUGCGCCCAGCGGCGGCGAUGCUGGCGGCAGCAGUGGCGCGGGCACGGGGGGCGGCGGCAAGGCGGCUGAUCUGGCAGCCAAGCUGGGGGCGCUGGAGUCGGCUCGCACGCGGCGGGCGGGCGGGAUGCUGUUGUUGCCGGGCAAGGAGGCGGCGCCGCAGCCGGGCUGGCGGCGCAAGGGGCAGGAGCCGGCCUACAAGCUGGUGACGGACACGCUGCGGUCCAGCCGCACGGCCUCCACGGAGCUGCGCGGCGCGCUGUCGCUCGGGACCGCGGGGGCGCUGCCGCCAGGGCCGGGGCCGGGGCCAGGCAACGGGGCGGGGCCAGGGGGCGGCGCCGGUGCAGCAGCCGGUGGCCGCGGCGCUGCAGGGCCGGGCAAGGGUCCCGGUGCUGGUGCUGGUGCUGGGGUCGCAGUGACGGGCGGGGGCGGGGGCGGGGGCGGGGGCGGGGGCGACAUCACAGUGGACAUCGAGGGCGCCAUGCGGCACGUGACCACACGGGAGCUGGUGGCGUGCCUGGCGCAGGUGGAUGGUGUUGGGGACGCCAAGAGCUUCGUGGCGCGGCAGGCGCGAUCCGAGAUGCGGAAGCUCAUACGGAGGAGUAUAGACGCCUUCCUCGCGCAGGCGGCGUCGGGGCUGGAGGGGCGCGGGCUGGGCCUGAUCGCCGGAGAGCUGCUGGCGCCCGCUGGCGGCGGGAACGGCGGCGGCGGCGGCGCGGGUGGGGGCUCGGGUCUGGGCGCCUCCUCGGCGUCGCUCAGCCCGGUGGUGCGGGUGCUGGCGCAGCGGCUGGUUAUGCAUGUGGCGGGGGCGUGUCUGCAGGCCCUGGGCCGCAUGCAACACGUGCUGGCGGAGCUGGCGGCGGCGCCCGCCACCACUCAGAGCUCGGCGCUGGACGUGCUGGGCAGCCUGAGGGUGGCGGCGGCGGGCGGCGGCGGCGGCGGGGGGAUAGCGGGGCCGCCGCUGGGGGACGGCUCGCCGAGGUCUCGGCGCGGCAACCGCAACCCGGGCGGCGGCGGCCUGACGGCGCGGGAGCGGGCGGCGUACCUGCGCGAGGAGUACGGACGCAUGUGGGACGCGCUGCAGGAGGAGCUUCAGCAGCUGCUGGGCGAGGUGCUGCAGUCGGGCGCCGCCGCGCACCGCAGGCCCGGCGCGGCCGCGGCGCGCGUUGGCGCCGGCGGCGGCGGUGACGGCAAGGGGCCUGGGGGCGGCGGCGGCGGCGGCGGGGGUCGGGUGGGCGGUGUGCGCGGCCUGCUGAGUGACCUGAACCCGGUGCACUUCCUGGAGCAGCUGUCGGCUCUGGCGGAGCGCACCGCCGACUUUGCGGAGAACGCGCUGGGAGGCAACUUGUCCAUGCCGCCGGCGCCAAACAAGCCAUCGCCCUCCAAAGGCCCAAGCGGGCGCGGGACAGCGGCGGCGGGCACGUCCGCGGCUCACGGCCAGCAGCAGCACCCGCACCAGCAGCACGCGGCGGCGGCUGCUGCGGCGGCUCAGCGGCCUCCUCGGCGUAACCUGAACAGCAAGCUGACGUUCGGCUUCGACAUCACGGUGCCGGGGCUGGCGGCCGGCGACUCCACACAGAUAUGGGGCGGGAUGGUGCUGCGCGGCGCAGACGGCGACGGCGCAGGCUACGGCCCGCUGGUGUCCCGCGCGCUGGGCGAGCGGCCCGGCAGCGUGUACCUGCUGGCCCAGGUGUACCUGCCCGCGGUGCGGCUGGUGGCGCGGGCAGAGGAGCUGCUGCGCCUGCCGCCCGACCUGGCGGCGGUGGGGGAGGGCGGCGGCAAGGGCGGCGGCGGCGGCGGGGGCGCGGCGGGGCCCGGGGGCGGCGUGGUGGUGGGCAGCUGGCUGCAGCACUGGCUUGAGGAGGUGGCGCUGGAGCAGCUGCUGCCGCAGGUCUGGGUGGAGCUGCGGGGCAGGUGCACCGCGGCGCUGGACGACGCGGAGGCGUUCCGGCCCCAGGUGGGCUUCAGCGCCGCCGCAGCCGCCUCCCUGGCAGAGCGCAGCGCCGCCGCCGACGCCGCCGCGGAGGGCGCCGCCGCAGCCGCCGCCAACGGGUCCGCCUCCUCCGCCGCCGCCGCCUCAGCCGCCGCCGCCGCCGCCUCGCCUCCCGCCAUGGCGCCCCGCGCGGUGGUGCCGCUGGCCCGGUUCCUGGAGGGGGUGCUGCGGGAGCUUGUGGGCGGCGCCGCGGCGCUGCCGCCCUUCACCGGCGCCUUCCUGGCCAUGGCGGAGCGCAUCCUGGACCGCAUGCUGGGCGCCUUCGCGCACAUGGUCCGGCUGGUGUCGGCGGACUGCCCCUCCGUCCGCCUGGUGGGCCGGUCGGACGUGUGCUUGGCCAUGGCGGCAGAGACGGACGCACUGCUGCUGCGUGAGCCGGUGGCCUUCGCGCCGCAGCCCUACGCGCUGCCCGGCUCCGGCCCGGGCCCGGGGGCGGGCGGCGGCGUGUCGGCCACCGAGCUGGUGGCGUUCGUGGUGUCUCUCCGGACACAGGAGCGGCCGCUGCUGGUGCCGGCGUCGCUGCGGCCGCUGUCCUCCGGCGCCGGAGGUGGCGGCGGCCACCGCGGCCCCGCGCCCGGCUUCGGCGCUGACGGCGACGCGGCGGAGGCGGAGCUGCACUACCUUGCCAUGAGGGAGCGGCCGCAGCCCGCGGAGCGACUGUUGCUGGGGCAGGGCUCGCCCGACCGCGCCAUUCAGCUGGCGGCGCUGAGCGAGUCGCUGGACUACGUGGCGGAGGCCGUGGUGCGCCUGUCCGCGACGGGGGUGGGGGCGGCGGGGGCGGGUGGAGCCCAGCAGCAGCCGGCGGGGGCGGCGGGCGGCCGCGGGCUGGGCAAGCAGCGCACGCGAGGGCGGCAGCAGCAGGAUGAGGCGGCGGGCAGCGGCGCCGGCUCGGUGCCCGAGCUGCUGCUUCCAGUGGUGCAGAGCUACAAGGCGCUGUCUGGCCACUGCUCGCGGCUGCUGCGGCUGGAGGCGCUGAUGCUGGUGGCCGCGCACCUGGCCCCGGUGGCGGCGGCCAGCCACCUGCUGGACGAGGACGAGGCGCUCGAGUUGCCCGCCAGCCUGGGCUCGCUCACGCGCACCUGUCUGCGCGCCUCCGAGGAGCUGGCGCCCUUCCUGCAGCCCGCCAAGAGGGCCUACGUGUUCGGGCCGCUGGCCGCCGCCACCGCUCGCGGCAUGAUGUGGCUGCUGCCGGCCAUCCACGACAUCAACGGCCUGGGGGUGGAGCGCAUGAUCCGCGCCCUCACCGUCAUGCAGCCGCCGCUCACCUCGCUCGUCGCCAUCGCGCCCGGCACCGCCAACGCGGCCGCGGCAGGCGGCGCCGGCAAGGGCGGCGCCGCAGGCGCCGCCGCCACCGCGUCAGCGGCGGAGGCCGCGGCAGCGGCCGCGGCCGCGGCUACCGCGUGGCCGCCCGUAUCGGGCACGGGGCCGUCGGCGGGCGUGAUGGCGGCGCUGCUGAUGCAGCCGGAGUCGCGGGCGGGCGAGCGGUCGCGUGUGUGGGACCGCUCGCGCGGCUACUACGGGCUGCUGCUGGUGCCGCCGGACGAGGUGGUGCGGGCGGCGGGCGAGCGGCCGGGGCGGUUCGCCUACGCGGAGUGGAUGGCUCUGCUGCAGGCGCGCGUGCCGGGGCGCACGGUGACGGACGUGGGGCUGGGCGCGCUGCAGCGCUGCCUGGACCGCGCCUACGGCCUGACGCCCGGGGCCAAGAUGGCAGAGGUCAUGGGCGCCGUGGUGGGCGCGGUGCAGGCGCCGGCGGAGCGGCUGGGCGACGCGCUGCUGGAGGGCCUGGCGGCGGGCAAGGACAGCGUGCUGGAGGCGCUGGUGGCGGGGCGGGACGGCCUGGUGGCGGGCGUGCGGGUGCCGGCGCAGACCCUGCAGCGCGUGUUCAGGAAGAUCGGCGCGGGCGCGGCGGCGGCGGCGCGGGCAGGGCGCGGCAAGCGGCAGCAGGCGGCGGAGGGGCAGGGGCAGGGGCAGGGGCAACAAGGGGCAGGCGGGGAGUAGUGGCGGGCAGGGCCCCGGUAUUUGUGAGCCUGGGUGCAGGGUCUGUGUGUGAGUGUGUGCGGCGGGUGCGCUGCGCAGCAGGAUGCGCUGAGACAUGUGCGGUCCUGAAAGACUCCGUGGCUGAUGACACCCCUCGCGAUGUCAGGCACGAGCGCGCAGCUGGCUGGAAGUACUAUAGUGACAAGUCGCAAGGUGGCGGCCAUGGACAGAGCCAGAGCCCGAAAAACGUACCGCAAACGCACACCACAAACGCAAGCGCCGCUCACCUUCUCAGCCGCACAAGGCGGAGGUCGGCGCCCAGCCGAAAGUUAUCAAGCCAUUAACACAGCCCGCAGCUGCACCCAGUAGGCGACCAGUAGGCCGCACAUGUCCACGGGGCCCGAGGGACCCGCAGUAAACCGUGUAUAAGCGUUGC